Molecule: messenger RNA, 678 nt
Organism: Miniopterus natalensis
Lineage: Eukaryota; Metazoa; Chordata; Mammalia; Chiroptera; Miniopteridae
Source: RefSeq, a predicted model, not a curated record
AUGGAUGAAACGCCCUAUUCUUCAAAUGGAUGCCUAAAAGGGCUUUCAUCCAUAACAGAGGCCAAGUCAAUUCCAGGUUUGAAGGCUUUUAAGGACAGGAUAAUGGUCUUGCUUGGGGGCAAUGCUGCAGGCUACAAACUGAAACCGUUUGAGAUUUGGCACAGUGAGAACCCCAGGGCCUUCGAGUACAUCAUCAACUCUUUUGAGUCUGAUGCUCCAAUAAAGAACCCCAUUCAGCCAAGUUGUGAAAGCAAAGAGAAGUGUGACUCCAGUGACCAUACCAAUGACGAGAAAGUGAACCACCUUAUUGCUGAUACGGAGAAAGUUUCAGUGGUCCGGAUAGAAGAUCAAACCAGCCACAACGUUCCUUCAAGACAAAGCUUAAUCCAGAGCAAGGUUGUAACUCUCUCCAAUUCUGUGAAGGCUGAGAGAGGUGAGGACGCUGCAGAAGGAAAGUUUGAAGAGAGCAGAGGUUGGUUCGUGAAGUUUAAGGAAAGUCAUUUCAGUAACGUGAAAGUAAAAGAAGCAGCAGGUGCUGAGAUAGAAGCUGCAGCACCUUAUCCUGAAGAUCUAGCUGAGAUAAUUAAUGAAGGUGGCGACACUAAACAACAGAUUUUCAAGGCAGACAAAACAGCCUUAUAUUGGAAGAAGGUGCCAUCUAGGACUUUCGUAGCUUGA